GUCCGACUCAGCUGAGUUUGUUUAUAAAUACGGGCCUUAAAUAGUCAGAGACCUAGUAUUUAUUAAAUAGAAGAAAGAGAAGAAGAAUAAAUAAACCAAAAUUAACCCUAUUUUAAACUGCUUGAUUUUGUGCUUGAUUAGUGGAUUAAAUUAAAUUCUAAAUACAAAUACAGUGCAUCUAAAUGUACUCCGUUUUACAUAAAAAAGAUAGUGCACAUGAGGAAUGUAUUUGGAGUUGUUUCUGGGGAAGAUAUUCACCAGAUAAGAAAAAAUCUAACGACGAUAAUCAAGGAGAUGAUGAAAAAUCUAGAGACUCCAUUAUGUCUGAUGAACCACCUGUUGACUACAUUGUUACUGGAGGUGUGGAUGACUUAGUAAAAGUUUGGGAGUUACAAGAUGAUCGUUUAGUUCUUAAACAUAAAUUGGAAGGACAUUCUCUGGGCGUUGUAUCAGUUGCAGUAAGCAAUAAUGGAAAAUUAUGUGCAUCUAGUUCUUUAGAUUCGAGUAUGAGGAUAUGGGACUUGGAAAAAGGUGAAAAAAUUGCUAAUGUAGAUGUUGGGCCUGUGGAUUUGUGGACCGUCGCUUUCAGUCCAGAUGAUAAUUAUAUUAUUUCUGGAUCUCAUGCUGGAAAAAUUACAUCAUAUAGUGUAGUUACUGCUAAAGCUGAGCAAACAUUUGAAACUAGAGGAAAAUUUACUCUCAGUAUUGCCUAUAGUCCUGAUGGAAAAUACAUUGCUAGCGGUGCCAUUGACGGUAUUAUUAAUAUUUUUGAUGUGGCAGCGAAUAAAUUAUGGCAUACAUUGGAAGGACAUGCUAUGCCUAUACGUUCGCUUUGCUUUUCGCCAGAUUCUCAAUUACUGUUGACUGCUUCUGACGAUGGACAUAUGAAACUCUAUGAUGUACAACAUACGAGUUUGGUGGGAACUUUGUCUGGUCAUGCCUCUUGGGUAUUAAGUGUAGCAUUUUCUCCGGAUGGAAAAAAUUUCGUAUCUGGAAGUUCCGACAAGACUGUGAAAGUUUGGGACGUUACAUCUAGACAAUGUGUUCAUACUUUUAAUGAACAUACAGAUCAGGUGUGGGGAGUAAAAUACAACCCGGAUAGUAAUAAAAUUCUUUCUGUAUCAGAAGAUAAAAGUAUAAAUGUUUAUAGUUGUCCUACUUAGUUUUAAAUAAAAAUAUAUUUUUAAUGAA
Messenger RNA from Psylliodes chrysocephalus, 1191 nucleotides. The record is from the annotation of a GenBank genome assembly. Lineage: Eukaryota; Metazoa; Arthropoda; Insecta; Coleoptera; Chrysomelidae.